Messenger RNA from Thamnophis elegans (Western terrestrial garter snake), 780 nucleotides. RefSeq names its product ribosomal protein S8 (gene RPS8). Gene Ontology annotation, cellular component: ribosome; cytosolic small ribosomal subunit. The record is from RefSeq and is a predicted model, not a curated record. Gene Ontology annotation, biological process: translation; maturation of SSU-rRNA from tricistronic rRNA transcript (SSU-rRNA, 5.8S rRNA, LSU-rRNA). The coding region runs from base 100 to 726 and encodes 208 amino acids. NCBI's taxonomy places the organism in Eukaryota, Metazoa, Chordata, Lepidosauria, Squamata, Natricidae. The transcript is spliced from 6 exons. Gene Ontology annotation, molecular function: structural constituent of ribosome.
UCGACUGAGGAGAGUGUUUCGCCGCGAGAUUUCCCGGGGAACAAUCCGUCCCGAAAUGCUUUGCGUCCUUCUUUUUUGCAAUCGGCGCCUGGGAGUAGGAUGGGUAUCUCCAGGGAUAAUUGGCACAAACGCCGUAAGACCGGGGGAAAGCGGAAGCCCUACCACAAGAAAAGAAAGUAUGAGUUGGGGCGACCUCCUGCCAAUACUAAAAUUGGCCCCAGAAGAAUUCAUACAGUAAGAGUUCGUGGUGGCAAUAAAAAAUACCGGGCUCUGCGUUUGGAUGUUGGAAACUUCUCUUGGGGAUCUGAAUGCUGUACCCGCAAAACCAGAAUAAUUGAUGUAGUCUACAAUGCAUCCAAUAAUGAAUUGGUGCGCACAAAGACCCUGGUCAAAAAUUGCAUUGUCCUCAUUGACAGCACUCCAUACCGACACUGGUAUGAAGCCCACUAUGCCUUGCCUCUUGGGCGCAAAAAGGGUGCCAAGCUGACCCCUGAGGAGGAAGAAAUUUUAAACAAAAAACGUUCAAAGAAAAUUCAAAAGAAAUAUGAUGAACGGAAAAAGAAUGCCAAGAUCAGUAGCCUCCUAGAGGAGCAGUUCCAACAAGGAAAGCUACUUGCUUGCAUUGCCUCCAGACCUGGACAAUGUGGCCGAGCAGAUGGCUACAUUUUGGAAGGCAAGGAACUAGAAUUCUAUCUGAGGAAGAUCAAGGCCAGAAAAGGCAAAUGAAUACAUUUAUUGUAUCCAACAGGCUUAAUAAAUAUCUCAGAGUCUUGUAAAUGA